AUGCACUGGGAACUUCAAGGUACCGCUCGCGCUAAUAAGACCCAGGAAGCCUCUUCCGGGACAUAUGACUUGAACGACCAUCCUCUUGAUGUCGUAAACAGAAUGGUCGAAUACCACUACACUGGGGCUUAUACGAUUCCAGAGGACGUUGACUUGUUCACUCAUGCCUCCAUGUUUACGUUAGCUGACAAGUAUGGUAUUGGCGGGCUGCAAGCGCUCGGGAGCAAGAAAUACUUGGAAUGCUUGGAAAAGAACUGCAACUAUCAUGACUUUGCCAAAUCCAUCUCCCAAGUUUACGAACUCCCCAAGGAGACCUCCAAGACCCUUCGGGUCGGAGCUUUGAUCAUGGCUAGAGAAAACCUGGGCACGGCGCUGACCGCAACCGAACUAGGAGAGAGUUUGCAAGAGAUCUUCUCAGCCUCUCCUUACGAUUCCCAUUAA
Molecule: messenger RNA, 441 nt
Organism: Fusarium musae
Lineage: Eukaryota; Fungi; Ascomycota; Sordariomycetes; Hypocreales; Nectriaceae
Exons: 2
Coding region: 1-441 (146 amino acids)
Source: RefSeq, a predicted model, not a curated record